UAUAAAAGUACACCAAUGAAAAGAAUACAUUUACAUUGCUGUCCCAAUGUGCUAUGUUUUUGUAUUGUCUGUGUAACAUAUGUCUGGUGUGGUUUUCAGAGUGGAGUUUCUCUGGAGAGAGGCAGAGGUCCAGUGAGCUGGACAGAGGACAGAGGGCGGAGAGCAGAGAGCUGGGAGGAUGGAGACGACUCCUACAACAGCCAUGUUCUGGCACUCACCUCCCGCCUGCAGACACAGAUGAAUCUUCAGCUCUGCUUCAUCAACAACAGUGAAAGUGAGGAAGAGAAGGAGGAGGAGGAGGAGGAAGAAGGAAAGACCAGCAAGAGGGAAAGUAGCAACACACGGAGAGGGACUGUUCAGGUCCAUAAGAGUCCUCAGCCUCCUGCCAAGCCAGAGAAGCCAAAAUCCAGAGGCAUUAGGAACACUCUGAGAAAUCUACGAGACAGACUGAGAACAGAUCAUGGAACACUGACUGGAGCUCGUAGUGAUCCUGUAGUCCAGAGAAGACAUUUGGAGCGCAGUGAUUUACAAAACUUCAGUAUGAAGGACCUGAAUGCUCUUUGUACUUCUCUCAGCCAAGCCAUCCAAGACCUGAGCUCAGAACUGGUGGGUCGCCUCCAGGUCCGUGACCAGCUGAGGACAGAGCAGGAUGCCAUGCUGUUGGAGGUCCAGGAUCUGACAUCGUUGUGAACCUGCCGAUCACUCCCAGCUGAAGUUCACCUGCCUACCUUUGGGGAGUAAUAAUGUCACCAAACCUCUGAACAAGUGUCAUAGUCUGUGAACAUUGUUGGGAAUCAGACGGUGUCACAGUGCCUCAUCUCAGUCAGUCCCUCCUAAUGUUGGUCUGACCACACGAUCACAGUGAAGAGUGUCAGUGCCUUUCUUGGACAUUCAGUUGCAUAAUAUUUUUCAAUGUUGUUGUCUGUGUGGUAUAGUUGUAAGGGAAACUUUGUCUCACUCUAAAGGAAAGUGUCCACCUGCAGUGAUUUUAAACUUGGGUAUGACAGAACUAGCUUUGUCCAGCAGGCGUGGUCAAUGCGUCAAAGCUGUAUGGUACUGCCAACAACUAAAACUGAGCUGGUCACAACACCCAGGUAGUGGAUGGUGGCCUUAAAGGGACACGGUGACAUUUAUUUGGAAAUAUCCUCUUUUGCCUUCUUGCUCGUAGUCAGGUUAGAGGAUCAGUACAAGUUUCAUCUCCACUGUGUCCACAGCAGAUAGUGGUCUGGGUCGUGUUAAACCCAGCUUAGCACCGUGACUGGAAGCAAGGGAAAAUGUACAGCGUGUAGUUCCCUCCUUAACACACCACGCUGGGUCCAAACCAAAAUUCAGAUGCAAAACAUUUGUGUAAAAACAUUUUGCACAUUAAAAAUGUACAUCAA
This is a messenger RNA of Micropterus dolomieu (smallmouth bass), 1382 nucleotides long. RefSeq names its product schwannomin-interacting protein 1-like. The transcript has 5 exons. Gene Ontology annotation, biological process: positive regulation of hippo signaling. Gene Ontology annotation, cellular component: cell junction; plasma membrane. The record is from RefSeq and is a predicted model, not a curated record. NCBI's taxonomy places the organism in Eukaryota, Metazoa, Chordata, Actinopteri, Centrarchiformes, Centrarchidae. Bases 16 to 690 code for a protein of 224 amino acids.